Molecule: messenger RNA, 1854 nt
Organism: Hydatigera taeniaeformis
Lineage: Eukaryota; Metazoa; Platyhelminthes; Cestoda; Cyclophyllidea; Taeniidae
Source: the annotation of a GenBank genome assembly
AUGACGUGGGUGCCACAGGAGUCUGAUAUAAAGGGAAUUCUUGAUCUUUUGCAUACGUCUCAAACUGGUGACACAAGUGCUCAGCGUCGGGUUCAUGAGACACUAAACACUCUUAGCAACUCGCCGGAUUUCGCAAAGUAUCUUAUAUUUAUUUUCUCAAAAAUGAUUAGUGAAGAUGAGUAUACCCGAUCGAUGAGUGGUUUGAUCCUGAAAAACCAUCUUGCAUCCACGUAUAGCAAGCAACCGCCAGAUGUUAUUGCUUGUGUAAAGGAGGAAGCGCUUAGGUCGAUGAACGACCCACAUCCUUUGAUUCGCUCAACUGCCGGCACUCUCAUCACAACGAUCGUCAGUGUUGGUGGACUGCAGUCGUGGCCACAGGUCAUUCCUCAACUAAUACAAAGUCUCACCACCCACGACCCAUAUCUUCUUCAAGGAACGUUUGAUGCACUUAAGAAAAUUUGCGAGGAUUCCAAGGAUGAUCUUGAGGAUGAUAGCUUCUUUAGUGUGUUAGAUGAACUAAUUCCAAAAUUUAUCCAGUUCUUUUCCCAUCCUCACCCUAAGAUAAGGUCUCUUGCAUUGCAUUGUGCCAAUCAAUUCAUAUCAAAUCAGUCACGUGCUUUCAUGAAUCACGUUGAUGAAUUUCUCCGAGCUCUUUUUGCGUUAGCUGACGAUUCAUCUAAAGAGGUUGUCAAGCUUGUGUGUUCUGCUUUCGUUUUUCUUGUGGAGGUUCGCGUCGAUUUGCUCCUGCCGCAUAUGUCAAACAUAAUUGAGUACAUUUUGCUCCGAACCCAAGAUGCCGAUGAGGCUACAGCACUUGAGGCAUGUGAAUUUUGGCUCUCUCUGUCUGAUGCACCUUUGUGCUUUCAAGUUUUGAGCGCUUAUCUUGAUCGCCUUAUUCCAGUGCUUGUGCGAGGGAUGAAGUAUUCAGAGAGCGAUCUUGCUUUGCUUAGCAAUGAUCUCGAUAACGAUUCUCAUGUGCCGGACAAAGAUAGUGAUAUUAAACCACGAUUUCAUAAGCCACGAAAUCGAAUGCAAGGUGAUGAGGACGGUGAUGAGGAUGAUGAUGACGAUGAGUACGUAAGCAAUUGGACCCUCCGAAAGUGCUCAGCGGCGGCAUUAGAUGUGCUAGCUAACGUAUUUCACAGUGAAAUUCUUCAAUACCUUCUCCCCACUACAAAGGAGUAUCUGCUCUCCCAAGACUGGCGCUAUCGAGAGUCAGCCAUCCUUGUUCUCGGUGCCAUCGCCGAAGGUUGCAUGAAUGACAUGGUGCCAUAUCUCCAGGAUCUUUGCACCUUCUUCAUCAAAGCUCUGGCUGAUCCAAAACCGCUUAUUCGGAGCAUCGCCUGUUGGACCCUAAGUAGAUACGCUAAUUGGAUUGUUGGACAGCCACACGACCAAUACCUACGCCCCUUAGUAGGGGAGCUCUUAAAUCGCAUUCUAGACACCAACAAGCGCGUUCAGGAAUCAGCCUGCUCGGCAUUUGCCACUUUAGAAGAGGAAGCUGGAACGGACCUGUGUCCCUACUUGGAUCAUAUACUUCAGACUUUGGUCACCGCAUUGGGUCAGUAUCAGCACAAGAAUCUGAUUAUCCUCUACGACGCUAUUGGCACUCUAGCUGACUCUGUGGGGCACAAUUUGUAUAAAAAAGAUUAUGAAGAGCUGCUAAUGCCCGCGCUAUUUGCCAAGUGGAAUAACCUUAGAGAUGACGAUAAGGACCUGUUCCCUCUUUUGGAAUGCCUAUCGAGUGUCGCUACCGCUCUUGGUAUUGGCUUUUUACCCUAUUGCGCGCCUGUAUUUAAUCGGUGUGUGGCUUUGGUCGAGAAGACUAUCCAGCAGAGCAUUGUGAGUUUGUAA